GACCAUCGUAAUCAAGUGAUCCUCAAUUAACCGACCUCGUAAUAUGGUGCUUCUAGUUUAGCUCCGCUCAGCUUUAGAGAAAUCACUCCAAAAGAAGCAAAAUUCAGCAUGGCUACAAAGAAGCGUAACUCUGAGGGUGACGCCUACUCCUCAAACGAUAAAAGACAAAAACAGAAUGAUUCUGUUGGUAGUUCAUCUGGAAUGUUCUUUGGUCUGAAAGUCUUCAUCCUCCAAGCAGGACUUGGGAAGGCAAGGACAGAUAUCUUCAAGAAGCAAUUGCUGAAGCAUGGAGCUGCCGUGAAGCCUGCGGUCAAUGACCAGACAACCCAUGUCAUUGUCGAUGAGGAGAUGACAUUCCCAAGGUUUUGUCGGAUCAUGAAGUUCGAAGAGUCUCGGGUACCGGAUCGACUGAAGAUCGUCAAAGCCCAGUGGCUGAGUUCUUGCCUAUCAGAAGCAAUAUUGAUUGAUCUUGAGGAGUUCAUCCUAGCUCCUGUGAGGUCAGAAAAAUUCAAGUUGUUCACAUCAAGAGAAGAGACACCGAUUAAGAGUGAUGAUGCUGGAAGUUCUGAUGGCAAGGUAGAGCUGCUGCAAGGUUCUGAAAUGGCAGGGACAUCAAAGGGAAUUCCUGGUACUGGAUCAACCAACAUCAUCUCAAGUCCCUCCAAGAGGCCUGUAGCGAAAGGUUAUGAUAGUGAUGAUAGUAACUAUGUACCCAGCGAUGAUGAAGUUGGUGGAAGGGAGAGUGGGGAGGAAGAGGAGAGGAGGGUGUUGCCUUCUGAUGCAGACUCAUCCUCUAACGCUUCUACACCUAACACCUCACCAUCCAAACUACCAAGGGGAAACUGGGUUUGUUCAAGACCAUCAACAGCUUACAAGGCAACCCAUAAUGAGCAUAUUACUGAAAAGUUGGAGGUUUUAAUGAAGGCGUAUGAGAACACAAAAGACAGAUGGAGAGCGCUAGGGUACAAGAAGGCUAUAUCAGCUCUCAAGAAUUAUGGCAAAGAUGUCACGACAUGGGAAGAAGCCAGUGCUAUUCCGGGUAUCGGAACCAAGAUGGCGGACAAGAUCCUGGAGAUCAUAGAAAGUGGGCACCUUCGGAAGAUAGACCAUGUCUGCAAAGGCGAGGAUAUGGAGGCCAUAGAUCUGUUCAAUAAUGUAUGGGGAGCUGGACCAACAGUAGCCAGAGAAUGGGUACAACAGGGAUUCCGGACGCUUGAGGAUUUGAGAGAAAAGGCCAAGCUGAGCAAACAGCAGCAGAUUGGUCUGAAACACUAUCAUGAAUUCUUGGAAAGAAUGCCAAGAGAGGAAGCAGGAGAAAUUGAAAGGACUGUACGAGAGACUGCUGAAUCCUUGUUUCCAGGUAUGCUAGCCGUGGUUUGUGGGUCCUACCGGAGAGGAAAACAGACUUGUGGUGAUGUCGAUGUCCUCAUAACGCAUCCUGAUGGGAAAUCUCACAAGGGGGCGCUGUCCAAGAUCCUAGAUGUCUUACGGCAGACGGGUGAGUCAACUUUGUGUGUUUCUCAGAGGUUUUUGGUUCUAUCAAGUAGUAAUCACUUAUUGUGGAGUUAGCCACCUACAUGUAUUAGACUGAACUUGUGAAAAGAGCUUGGGAUCUAGAAGUGGAGAGAUAUGGUGAAGAAGGAAAGCUGUAUGAUGAUUGGUCUGAAUGAGGAGGAUGGUCAAUACAGAAAGGAGGGAGUGUCAUCUUUGAAUGAGAGUCAGUAACCCUUCAGAAGAGGGAAAAUCCUGAUUGAAAUAGAUGAUGAUGAUGAUGAUGAUUGUGACUGUAACUGUGAUGAAGACAAUGAUGAGUAUGAUGAUGAUUGUGACUGUGAUGAUGAUGAUGAUGAUGAUGAUGGUGGUGAUGAUGAUGGUGAUGAUGAUGAUGAUUGUGAUUGUGAUGAGAAUUAUGAUGAGAAUUAUGAUGAUGACGAUGAUGAUGAUUACUGCGAUGGAGAUGAAGAAGAAGAUGAUGAUAAUGGUGUUAGCCUUAUGAAGGUUGCAUAUCCUUUCACUUUUAUUCCUCUUUGCCUGUUGGGAGAGAGGCAUUAAUGUUCUCACUUUGUCUGUUCAUCCAUCCUAUUGUUGCUGUUGUUAUGAUGUUUGUCAGGGCUCCUGUUUUUUUUUAUCAAGUGGUUCUAAUCACUCAUCUCAGAGGUAAGUCAGUAAACUGGUCAAUAGCCUUAUGAAAAUGGUUGGUCACUCUUUUCUUCUUUGUUGUUGAGGGACUGUAGAGAGGGAAAGAAAGGAAGAGAGGAGAAGAUAAAGGGAUGAGGAAAUGAAGAAAUAAAGGGUGGUUAAUGAGAAAGAGAGAUGAAAAUCAGAGGG
Messenger RNA from Lytechinus pictus (painted urchin), 2328 nucleotides. Its product is annotated as DNA polymerase lambda-like. Gene Ontology annotation, molecular function: DNA binding; DNA-directed DNA polymerase activity. The transcript is spliced from 7 exons. The coding region runs from base 109 to 1569 and encodes 486 amino acids. Gene Ontology annotation, cellular component: nucleus. Gene Ontology annotation, biological process: double-strand break repair via nonhomologous end joining. The record is from RefSeq and is a predicted model, not a curated record. NCBI's taxonomy places the organism in Eukaryota, Metazoa, Echinodermata, Echinoidea, Temnopleuroida, Toxopneustidae.